AUGAAAAUCAGGAUACCUAAAAACUCCACCGAUAGUGGCAGAAUAGAUCCCUCCGGAGUUCCUAAGUUGUUGAUCAAUCCAGAAUUUCGAGCAAGAAACUUAGAAAUGGAUGUUUUAUCUCUCGCCCCCGAUGAACAGGAAGAGCGAGAAUUUUUGGCGUCAUUGUCUGAUCAGGAGUCGACUUUAGGACCCGAUUCUGAUGCCGAUUUGCCCCAUAGUCCUCAAAAGAGACUAAAGUCUUCAGCUGACAACAACAGGCCUUCGUAUGUGAAAUACUUUCCUGAAACAAGCACUUUACAAAACACAAUGAAAGAAAAUGUAGAGUGUCAAAGUUCUGAUGUUUUGUCCAAGCUAUUUGGGAGUUCAGUGAACGACGAUGUGCAGAAAGUUGGACCGAUUUUAGACAAGUCCAAGUCUGACACCCUAUCGAAAUCUUGGAGAAGCCAAAAUCCGGAUCGGUUUACAGCAUAUAAAGAAGAAUACCGUAGCUGCUUUCCGGUUCAUGAACUUUCAGAGCAGUUUUUGAACGUCCCUAGCUUAGAUGACAUAUGUGAGCCUAUGUUAAGGCGUAAACAUGCGACAAAGAGCUUCAAGGGAUGGGGAUCGACAAGACGUCUUCACUCCCAGCCGUUCAAAUCUAUUGAGACUUUAGCUUACCAUGGUCAAGUAGCCUCUAAAUUUGGUAUUAUCUCAAUUGCAUAUUUGCAACAGGCUCUUGGUACCUUUAUGAACAAUUUUAACAACGACAAAAUGACCAACGAUCAAGCGAUUGCCUCAAUUAAAGAUAUGUAUGAAAUAUCAACAAAAGCCAUGGACCAAAUGGGUGAUAUGGCGCCUUCCAUCAUAUGA
Messenger RNA from Lottia gigantea (owl limpet), 849 nucleotides. RefSeq lists its product as hypothetical. The record is from RefSeq and is a predicted model, not a curated record. The transcript has a single exon. The coding region runs from base 1 to 849 and encodes 282 amino acids. Lineage: Eukaryota; Metazoa; Mollusca; Gastropoda; Lottiidae.